AUCCAUCAUUUCAUAUCCCCGGAGGUAGUGUGGAGUUUGGACAUCUAUCAAGCUAAUUAAGCUAGCUUUCUAGGUGGGCAGGCCAACAAUUAAGUAGUAGCUAUCCUAGCUAGCUAGCUGCUGUGUCUUUGGUUUAGUAAUCCGAUCCGAUCCGUUCCUAGGGAGAGAGAGAGAGAGAGAGAGAGAUGGCAUCCACCACUUCCCCCAUAUCAAUAUCAUCAUCCACUUUGGUUGACACCAAGGCGGCUCUCCGUCACACUACUGCACCUGCAGCUUCUUCACAAUGCGUCACCCUUCCCACCCUCCCUCCCCCUGCACCUGUCCACUCUCAAACCACCAGCCGCGCCGCCAGAACCACCGCCUACUGCCGGAAGAUUGCGAGGAAUGUGGUGGCAAUGGCCACUGGGGAGGUCGCAACCGCCGAAGUCGCAACUACUACCGAGUUGCCUGAGUUUGUCAAGACCAUUCAAAAAACUUGGGAUAAGGUGGAAGAUAAAUAUGCAGUCACUUCCCUUGCUGUUGCUGGAGCAGUUGGACUUUGGGCUUCCACCGGAGUUGUCUCCGCACUCGACAAGCUUCCCGUGGUUCCUGGUCUUCUUGAGCUUGUAGGAAUCGGCUAUACUGGUGUAUUUGUUUACAAUAACCUGGUGUACAAACCAGAUAGAGAAGCUUUGAUACAGAAGGUAAAAGACACAUACAAGGAAAUACUUGGAACCAAAGACUGAAGUGAUUGUGAAGCCCAGCAGCCUGCCCAAAUAAAAAGGUCAUAUAUGUGAAUUUCAAUCAGACACGCUUUGAUUUGAGGCGGCGGCGCCAUUAUUGCACCCACCCAAAAUGUAACUAUAUAUAUGUUGCUUCCACUUCCAUAAUUUUUCUAACAAAAUAAACAAUGUCCUGAAGACAUAUAUAAUUAAUUUUCGGUCUGAUCGAUAUAUUUGAAUUGUAUAUCAUCAUAUCUUU
Ipomoea nil (Japanese morning glory) is the source of this 960-nucleotide messenger RNA. RefSeq names its product protein CURVATURE THYLAKOID 1B, chloroplastic. Bases 186 to 725 code for a protein of 179 amino acids. The record is from RefSeq and is a predicted model, not a curated record. The transcript has 6 exons. Lineage: Eukaryota; Viridiplantae; Streptophyta; Magnoliopsida; Solanales; Convolvulaceae. Gene Ontology annotation, cellular component: chloroplast thylakoid membrane; thylakoid.